GGGGGCAGGCAGCAGAGCCAAAAGGGUACGGCCAGUAUUGGGUCCGCUGCAAGCUCUGCCACCAGCAGUUCACUGCGUCCUCCACCCGAGCGAUGGAACACUUCCUGCGGAAGGGGAAGCCUUGUCCAUACAGGAACGGGGAGAUCCUGCAUCUCCURGCACURAGGGGAGGGAAGAUUGAGGGGGAGGCUGCAAAGAAGAUGGUCCAUCAGUAUCGUGUACAGAAAGGGAUUGCAGAGGAUACAGGGAUGGAGCCGACUGGUGCAUUGGCGACAGGCAAAUCAGAUGAGAUGGAAGAGCUUCUCAGGCCGCCGCCUGCGCCUGGGAGAGAAGUGCGGGUUGAAGGGCAAGCAGCGGUAGGAGCCCCUGUGGAGGACACACAAGACAAAAUAGUCCGUCCAACAGCGGGGCCCUCCUUCCAAGCCUCCACAUCCGGGUCAAAGUCCACGAGAACCACACAGACCUCGAUCCGGAAGUGGGCCGAGAACGCAGCCCAGAAGAGGUUGGACACCCAAUGGGGGAGGGCGUUGUUCAGGUCCGGGGUCCCUUUCAAUUUCGUCAGACAAGAUGAGACGCGCGCCCUCCAUAACCUGUACAUGGAAUUGGGGGCCACCAAGGCGAAGGUGGACAUGCCGAUGUUCGAGACAGUCCGCACCGCCAUAUUGGAUCUUGUGUAUGACCAGGUGAAGGAGGAAGUGCGACCCGUGAUGGACAAGUGGGACAUUUCAGGCUGCACACUCAUCACGGACGACACUACUGAUCGAAGGUGGAGACCCGUCAUCAAUUUCAUAGGCGCCGGGGAAGGAGGAGCAGUGCUGAUCAAGGUGGUUGACAUGAGCCAUAGGAAGACGAAUGCGGCUGCCAUUGCCAAGUUAUGGGAGAAGGUAAUCCGGGAGAUCGGGGUCCAUAGGGUGAAUGUUAUCUGCACGGACAACGCACAAGUGUACAAAUGGGCAGCAAGGAUCCUAUCUCUUUGCAAGGAUCCAUACAUUGCAAGGAUCCCCUGGGUCCCCUGUGCUGCACACACCUUGAGUUUGCUGCUGAAGGGUAUCGAAAAACUCCCGUGGGUUGCUACGAUUGUGAAGAGGGCGAAGAUGAUGGUGAAGUUCAUCAGGAACCACCAUCGCACAGUGGCUUUGUUCUCAGCAUGUUCAUUGGAGGAAACGAAGACCCUCAUCAUGCCCACAGAAGUUAGGUUCACCUCAACGUAUCAAGUGCUUGAGAGGCUGUGUCACAGGGAUUGGGUGUUGAAGGAGAUGAUGGAGAGGGGUUGGAACAACAUCCAUUGGAGCACAAGGAAGCUCCGUCGAAAGGCGGAACGGAUAUUCCUCAAGCCGCCACGAAGUGUGAAGGGCAAGGAGAAGAUGACAAUGGAGGGAGAAGACGAUGAGGUGGAUGAGGUGGACAAGGAGGCGUAUGGGGAUGUUGAUGAUGAUGAUGAUGACCCAGACUAUGCGUUCUACAACCGCGGGCUCGAUGAGGAGGACGAGCAAGACAGGGUACGCGGUGUUCAUAACUGUCCUCCCCCUCCUCCAACCACUGGCAUCAUGGACUUGGAGGCCGAGGGAGCCUCACAUGAUGACCGGGAAAGGGCUGCGGCAAAGGCCCUUGCGCAAAGAGACUGGGCAGAAGUGCAGAAACGCAUCGAGGAGGAUAAUGCAAAGCGCUUGGCACAGCAGCCGCACGAGAAGCAGCAACUUGAAGAGCAGCAGCGGCAACAGCACCAAGAGGAUAAUCAGUACAAAGCGGAGCAGCAUCGCUUGGAACCACAACAGGAGGACGACGGGGAGCAGCAGCAGCAGGGGGAAGGCGUACGGGAGCAGCAGCAGCAGGAAGACGGUCGGGGCCAGCAGCAACAUGUCAUGCAGCAGCAGGAGCACAACGAAGAGGAUCAGCAGAAGCAGCAACUAGAAGACAAGGGGCACCAGAAGCAGCAGAACCAGCAACAACAGCCCCCACAACAGGAGCCGGAAGACAUCCUGCAACAACCGCUCAUCCUCCACGCCGCGAGUUGUCCCCCUCCGUUGACCCACUUGGAUGAAAGUCUCGUCCAUGACAACCUGGAGAUCAGAAGGGUCGGGAGGAAGUGGAAGAAUGACAUUGAACCUGCUGUUGAUCCAACAGUGAAGCGUGGGAGGGGACGACCAAGGAAAACUGCCGUGAACGCUGCAACAUCUGUCCUCGCCGCACCACCUCCACCAUCAACACGUCCAAGGCGCACUGCCCGAGCGACAAAGAAGCGGCACAGUCGGGUCCUCGAGGACGAUCCGACUGCGGCAGAGGACAACAGCGACAGGGAGGGGGACGACGAGUCGGACCCGGAAUGGAGCUAGACGGAAGUCUAGACGACCAACGCCUCUAGCUGUUUUGUUUCGUCCUGUCCGUCUUUCCUCUCCUUCUUUUUUCUUGUUCUUCAUUGUCUACUUGUUCUCCUCCCCCUUCAUUUUGUUGUAUGAUCUUAGUCUUCUUCCAUUCCUUGAGAACUUAUACAAAUGACUCGCACACUCGUGGAUGCCAAGCUCUCGUACCUUGAUUUCUGCCCCUUUGUGUCGCUCAAUUUCAGCAGUUAAAGUACUGUACUUGACAUUGUCAGAUCUAUGUCAUGGAAGUCAGGACCGAGGCCUGAUUAACAUUUGAGUUAGCUUUUGUUCUCCCUGAAUCUUCGUUACGAUUGAUUGUAGUGACAACUUGGCGCACAAAUCAAAGGUUUUGGUUUCG
Molecule: messenger RNA, 2718 nt
Organism: Chara braunii
Lineage: Eukaryota; Viridiplantae; Streptophyta; Charophyceae; Charales; Characeae
Source: the annotation of a GenBank genome assembly